Naegleria gruberi is the source of this 975-nucleotide messenger RNA. RefSeq names its product inositol monophosphatase. Lineage: Eukaryota; Heterolobosea; Eutetramitea; Acrasida; Naegleriidae. Bases 1 to 975 code for a protein of 324 amino acids. Gene Ontology annotation, molecular function: inositol monophosphate 1-phosphatase activity. Gene Ontology annotation, biological process: signal transduction; inositol metabolic process; phosphatidylinositol phosphate biosynthetic process. The transcript is spliced from 2 exons. The record is from RefSeq and is a predicted model, not a curated record.
AUGCCAUCAUCAAACGAGGAAGAAGUUGUUGCCUUUACUCCAGAGGAAAUUCCAUCAAGAGAUAUCUAUGAAAAGAUCGUCAAGGAAUUGGCAUCUGGAUUAGGAUCGGAAUAUGAUGAAACACUUGAAAAAUGUCUGAUCAUGGCCUAUCAAGCCGGAUUGUUAGCUAAUAAGUUUUGUAUUGAUCGUAAGAAUAGUGCUAGUUUGGAUAUUGAAAUUAAAAAAGAUGAUUCACCAGUAACUAUUGUUGAUAAAAAGGUCAAUUUGUUUUUAAUUGGAGAAUUGGAAAAGCAUUUCUUAACAGAAAAUUCAUCAGAUAUUAGAAUUAUUGGUGAAGAAGGUGUGAGUUCUAGAAACACAGAUGCCACAAAGGAUUUAUCAGAAGGUCUUGUAUUUUAUGUUGACCCAAUUGAUGGAACUAGAGAUUUUAUUGCAAAUACUGGUGAAUGGGCUGUAAUGAUUGGAUUAUGUAAGGAUGGUAAACCAGUGAUGGGAUGUGUUUAUUGUGCUCCUCAAGAUGAAAUGUACUUUGCAGUCAAGGGUUAUGGAGCUUAUGUUAUUAAAGAUAAGAAGGAAAAGUCAACCAUUUCAAUGAAUCAAUUCACACCAGAAACUGUAAAGCAAGCUAAAUGUUUAAUUUCCAAAUCAAAUUAUGAUAAGCCAACUGAAAAUAUUUUGAAUGAAUUGGGUGUUGACCAAAGAGUUCCAUGUGGAAGUUUUGGAAGAAAAGUUGCUUUACUUGCAAGUGGAGUUGGAGAUUUAUAUUUCAAUUUCAGUUGUAAGAGUAGUUAUUGGGAUUCUGCAGCUCCUACUGCACUUUUGGAUGAAUCUGGUGGUUGUUUAUUAAGAAAGAAUGGUCAACCAGUUUUCUUCGAUGGAACUAGAACUGGUAAUGAUUAUAUCAUGUUUUGUUGCCCAUCAUCUGUUGCUUCAUUACUCCAACCAGUUGUUGCUAAGCAUGUUUCAAUUGACUAG